Messenger RNA from Scomber japonicus (chub mackerel), 7946 nucleotides. RefSeq names its product ligand dependent nuclear receptor corepressor-like (gene lcorl). The transcript is spliced from 8 exons. The record is from RefSeq and is a predicted model, not a curated record. The coding region runs from base 15 to 5984 and encodes 1989 amino acids. Gene Ontology annotation, biological process: regulation of transcription by RNA polymerase II. NCBI's taxonomy places the organism in Eukaryota, Metazoa, Chordata, Actinopteri, Scombriformes, Scombridae. Gene Ontology annotation, cellular component: nucleus.
GGGAAGGACGCAGAAUGGCGACCGUGGUGCAGUGCUCCAAAUGCACGGCAGAAAGGAAAGGGUUUCGGCGGGAACUUGAUUCUUGGCGACACACACUGAUUCACUGCGUUGGGUUUGAAAGCAUACUGGAGGGAAUCUAUGGCUCAAUGCUACUGAGAGACCUCAAUUUAUUUGUUGACUGUGAACCCGAAGAGGUGGAUGACUGGUCCCCAGAAGCAACCUGCUCUCACUGUUCAUUCUGCAACCUUCCCCUGGACAAACUCAGUGAUCAAGUUCCUGCAGCCACAUCGCCCCUCUCCUCCCCCUCUGAUUACUCUCCCUGUCAAGCUCCAACCAUCUCUGACAGCAGCCAAACAGCGCACAGGUUCCUGCAAGCUGUGUUCCACAAAAAAGAUGUGCCCCUGGGCUGUGAUUCCAACAUCCCUUUGAUAGCCCAGGAGCUGAUGAAGAAGAUGAUACAUCAGUUUGCUAUGGAGUAUGCGUCAAAGUGCCUACUCCACACCAGUACAAAUGGUGUUACAACAAGGACCUCAUCACCUUUGUCAGAAACAUCAGAUGCCCCUCUAGACCUCACAGUGAGCCGCACCCAGGAGGAAAAAGAGAGGGAACCUGAACCUGAUGGCGUGCUCGACCUCUCCAACAGGCCCUCUGUCUGCUCAGCAACUUUGGCAUCCUCAUCCUCAUCUAAUCAUAAAGCCUCAGGCUGCCUGCUGCCAUCAUAUAUAGAAGAAUUGGGAGAUCUGGGACAGCGAGAGAAGACGUGUCAUCAGAAAUCUGCAUUGGGUGCUGUUUUCAGUUCGCUCUGCCCAGCACAUCGUUCCUUACUCUACCAGAUCCUGAAGCUGGCACACCAGGAGAAAUUGCCGCCUUUCUUUAACUGUAGACCUGUGGGUCAAACUGAAUCUCACUGCUGUCACUGUGGUGUAAACCCACAGGAUAAAGUUUCCCCUCUUGCAGUCCCAUUUAGUGAAUGUAAAGCCCAUAACAACCGCUCGUACUACCCUUCAACUGAUUGUGAUCAUCAAGGUCACGGCAACACAAUGUAUGAUCUGGGAGACUCCAAGUCCAGUUGUAGCAUCCAUCACUACCCUCUAAAAGACUGUAAAAGUGAAGCACCUCUGGCCUCAAGCUACUGCUGCGGGCAGAGGUGCAGGAUGGAUACCUACACUGUUUUGUGCCCCAAGAGGCUGCACCAUAUUUCCUGCCCAGGCCUGGCUGUAGAUCGUAUCAACAACAUAAUGUGUUCAUUUGCAUCCACUCCUUCAUUAUCCAAAUCCCCUCCACUGUGCACUCCUUCUGCUAAUAUAGGCCCUUCCUCAUCGAUCUGCUGUAACCAUCACAACCCCCACCCUUGUCCCUGUUAUUCAAACCAUACCUGUCUGACACAGGUCAGGAACACAAUAGAAAGAAAGGUUGAAGUUGGCGAUCCUCCUUGUCCUGUCUUGAAGAGAGAGCAGAGCCCCUCUCCACCCCCCCUUUCCCCUAUCCCCUCAGACAUCAGUAAGAAAACUGAUGAAAAACCACCCUCCCUCCUUCAUCACAGACAAGAGGAGGAAGAAGACCUACUGGUAAAAAGUGGCCUCCUUAAUGAAACCCACCAGGAAGCAGAUGAGGAUACAGCAACACAAGAGGCACUGAAGUGUAAUCAGGCUGAGCAGAACCCUGGGGGGACCUCACUCCAAGACGUUGUGAAUCGCUUCAGUGAGAAACUGGAGACAAUCAGACCUCUAGAGAAGGACCCACCUCUGGCCUCCACAGCCACUUAUGUGUCUGAAAAGGAGCAGCCACAAUCUCCCUCAACUAGUCAGAACCUGCAGUUUCAUGCAGAUGCCCAUCUGACUGAAAUCAUCACCACAGUGCUUCACACAGGCAGUGCUAGUGACUACAAUCUCAGUGAGCUGUUCAAUCGCCAUGAAAGCAAAGAGCCCAAGUCGCCUAAUACCCGUUCCCGUCGUCGCCAGGAAGUCCUUGCUGCUAUGGCAACACCCACUGAUGAUGCCUCAACCCGAAGGCAUACUUUACAAAUUAAGCGGGAGCUUGCCAUGUUCGACCAGUCCUACAGUCGGAGAAAGGUGCCACUAGCAAAGAGGGCCAGAUUGAAAGAUGGAAAUAGUGCUACUGUAACUACAUCAAGCACUUCAUCAGACUCAAACCUAGUUAAAAAGGAAUCUAAAAGAGAAAUGGAGUUAGGUGUAGAUAAUAAAAUAGUUGGGGAGGGACCACUGAACAUGCUUUCUGCAGACAGUGACAGGGAAGAAGUAAAAGAAGAGAUACAGACAGUUAUAGUUACAGAAGAAAUUCAGAUAAUUAAAGCAGAGGAGAAAGAAAGGGAAAUAUCCAAUGAAGAAAAAGAUCCAGCUCUCUCAGGCACUCAAAUACCUACCCCUGAGCUGCAGAGCAAGUAUCGCAAACAAAGUUCGAAAGGUGACAGUGUGCUGUCACAGGGGAUGACAGCGAGUACAGCAACACAGUGUGGCAAACCCUGUAAAAAAGAUAUUAAGGGUAGCAAUGAUAGGAACCAUGAAGCUGCUCCAUCGGGUCAAAGCAGUAAAAGUGAUAACAGACCAGGUAAAAAUCGCCGUACUCCUAAUAGAGAGAGGCAGAAAUGUAAUUCAAACCACUCCAUGAAGGCAAGGAAAUCCAGGAGAAAUAUAGUCCCUCCACAAAGAUUCUCCUCCUAUGUCACUGAGCCUAGGAAGAUGUUCUUUGUUGCAUGUUUCUCUGAAAGCAUCUUUAGCCAGAGAACACGACAGGACAAAGACAAAGGACAAACAUCUAGCACCUUGGAUGCCUUAUCCAGAAAUUCAGAUACUAAAGACAACCAGCUUGAAUCAAGAUGUGAAGAACCUCUGUCCUCACCUGAGCCUACAGGGGAAUUUGCCUUUGAAUCAACACAGAGAGAAAAAUGUGGGGCAUUGGAGUCAAAAGAUCAAAGCCAGGUUUUUCCACAAACUGCAGCUGCCAAAGAGAAGAGUAAGAAAAACUGCUCUGACAAUAAGACUGAUGGCAUUGACUCUGCUGCCAAGCCCUUUGGAAGGCUACGAUCAUCUCCAAAAAGACUACAGCUCUCUACAGCUUCAAGAAAGCCCAAAAACCCAUCAAAUAUGGAUGUCACCAGUCAGUCUGCUACCAGUGUUGAGAGCCCUCUAACCUCCCCAAUCCAAUACACUAGUCCAAUUAAACUCAUGUUCGUAUCACAGGUAAAGGACAAAGAAGGUAUCAAAUAUAGUCUUAAAUCAGCAGGCUCUGGAUCUAGUGCGCAAGGAGAUGAAUCCUUUGACCCAUGUGAAGAGUCCUCAUGGUGUGGGACACCUGAAAAAAAGAAAAGCCAGAGCAAUGCUUCUCCACGUUCAAAAUCUGUUUCUUCACCACUAAAGUCUGCUACCUCACCUUCCAAAUCUGCUCGUUCACCAACAAAGUCUGCUUCCUCACCAGCAAAGUCUGCUUCUUCACCAUCCAAGUCUGCUUCUUCACCAGCUAAGUCUGCUUCUUCACCAGCUAAGUCUGCUUCCUCACCAGCAAAGUCUGCUUCCUCACCAGCCAAGUCUGCCUCUUCACCCAAGUCAGUUUCGUCAUCACCUAAAAUAGGUUCCAGGAGAUCAGGCGAAGGUACUCCGACUAAGCGUAUAGCUGGAACUGAGAACCAGAGAUCACCAGGUGACUUACUAUCUUUCCAUGAAACCACUCCUCCAAAAAGGCGUCCAGGUCGGCCAAAGAAGCUGGGACCACAGCUGGAGCAAAAAGUGAAGAGGCCAAUUGGUCGACCACGUAAGGAGAAGGCUGUGGUACCGGAAGUGGGAGCAAAAACAGUAAAUGGGAAAUCUGAUUUAGCAUCUGACACUGACGAGAAUGUAAACAAGAACCUCAAAAUAACAGUAGUGUAUGGCCGUUCAAGGAGAAACAAACGAAUGGUGUCUGAGAGUUUUGACCAACUGCAAACAGAAUUCAAUGACGCUUGGCAAGCAGUGGGUCUUAAAAGCGAUUUGGGUAUUUUAAUGCACAACUCUAAGAUCAGUCCUGGUAGUAUCAAACCAGCUUCAACGCAGUCAUCAGAAGAGUUAAGUUUUGUCGGCCCUGUUAAAGAGUCAGCCCCACAUUCUAGCAGUAACUUCAAAUGUCAGAAGCGGGAUGAUGGUAUACCCUCAAGGAAACCAGGUAGACCUGCGAAAGUUAAAAUCUCUGGAAUCUCAGUCACAGUAACUACAGUGUCACCCAAGCAACGUAAAAUACAGAUAAAUAAGGAUACCAGACGAUCUCCUGAAACACUAAUUCGUAAGAAAACACUCCUGCCGGAAUUCCGAUCUGCCAAAGAGCCCUGGACAAUCAGUCGUCAGUCAACAAGCAAAAGAAGUCAAACAGUGGAAGGAAUAGAAACAAAGGAUGAAAGUACAGACAAACCGCAAAAUCAGCCUGUAGCAGUGCGUCACUCAAUGAGAGUGAGGAAGCCUUCAAUUUACUUUCUGCAUGCUGUUGCCACCUCCACCUCUCGAUCAUACAGCCACAGUAACGCUCUGCUGCGGCGCUCUAAACAACUUCUGCUAAACAAGGCUAGCAAUGAAAGGAAACAAGGGGAGCAACAGGGUAGUGUAGAAAUUUCAGGGGAGAAAAGACAACGCUGUGGACGAGGGAAGAACAUUUCACAGGACCUGAAUAGAGUGGCAGGGGUGUCUGUAGACUCCAUCUAUACUCCAAAAGAGACACUAAGGUGGUGGGCAGCAUCAGCUGAGGAGAAGAGCAUGAACCAGGAGCUGGCCAGACGAAUACGACUCAUCUCCGACACCUGGGUGUCAGGCACUGUAGAGAACCAAGAAGAAAUAGGCCUUAAUUCUAAAUUGGGAACUGAUGGCAACAGUUCAUUUACCAGGAAGUCCAAACAGUCGUCUGUGGUUCGAUCACUGUUCGACUGUUCUCCUAACAAACCAAGGUCCUGUAGCAUGCAGCAGCUGUGCUCCUGGUUUAUGCAGACCACUGAGACACAGUCCUUAGGUAUUGUUAAGAAGGCAAGUUCCCGUAAUCCUUAUGAACUUAUGCACUUCCCUCGUUCAGCCAACAUAAAAAGUGUUUGUCAUAGUCCCCAGGCUGAGCGACUCCGAAAACACAUCAAGAAGUUUGCCAAAACUGUCCCAAAAAGUCCUUUCCAACACGAACAGGCUCAAAAAAGGUUGAGGAAGAGGAAUAAGACACCUCCAUCAGCACAUAAUAUUCGGCGACAGCUUUUCACAUCCAGGUUUCCAAAACACAGGACCAUUCAGGAAGCCCAAUGGUUUAAAGGAAGAGCAUUAGGAAAAUAUCAGGCCGUGCUAUUCAGGGCAAGGACAAGGUUCCUAACUCGGAAAGAAAGGGAGAGGUGGCACAUGAGGCAGAGGAAUAACAAAAACAGAAAACUAACUACAAGAAGUUCACAUGGACACCUAGUAACUGGACUCAAACUAAAACAUAAAGUAUUACGCAAAAGAUCAGCAAAAGACCAGUUAUCCAACUGUUUGGAGAACAGUUCUGCCACUGGUUCUGUCAACCAAACUAAGGAACCUGUGGAUGUACCCAAAGAGCAGAACCUCUGCUCUAAAGCCUGGAGUCCUGAGACACUGAAGGAGUGCCGGGUGUUUCUGAGAAAGAUCAACUCUCCAGACAACGAAUCAGCUGAGGAGGAGUGGGACUCCUGUACUGUGACACUGGAUGAUGGGUCACCUUCUGCAUAUGUGUUUGCAGGAAGGGAGAGGGAACUGGUAGGAGUUGUUAAAACUGUGAAAGAAAACAGAAAAAGGAGCAUGUCUAGGACUGCCUCUAGAGAGCAGGAAGGAUCUGCACCUAAAUCAGUCAAGGAGCAGAAUGAGAUGCCAGUGGGAAGGCAGAAAGGCAAAUAUAAAAGUCCUGGGGUUGUGUCUACUGAACCACCACAACCUCAACCAGCGAAAAUGUUGAGACAAUCGCGAAUGAGGGGCCUAACCGGGCCGAGAUGGUGCGACUUUGUGUUUGAGAACUAAAUGAAGCAUGAGGCCUCCUCCUUCCUGGGAAAGGGACUGUGGUUUAACGUGGUGCCUUUGGACAUUGAGCUGACCACGUGGACUGACCAUCCCACUAUGGUUCAGUCUUACCCUCAGCAAUUAUGUAGCAGUCUAACUUAACAAAAGCUUGAUGUUGCACUAUUUUUAUCCAUGGAUAUGUAUGUACAGAAUGUUUGAUUUUUUUUUUUUUUUUUUUUAAUGUCAAUGCCUUUUACUUUCUGAACAUGUAUAGUAGAUCAACUCAUUACAUCAGCCAGAUUUUUAAUGGGAUAUGUGCUCCUACAGCGAGCCCUGUAAAAGUGGCUGUAUUGGAAGGAAGCAAAGCUUGACUGCAUUAAGACAGUGCUAUCUACCCCCAAACAUACCUCAUUAUCAACCAACCUUUUUAAAUCUUAACAUGACACCAGUAACAAUUUAAUCUUUAACAUUAUACUUUUAGUUAUUGUCUCUAAAAUGACAUGCUCUAAAAUGAAACAAAAAAAGAAAAAAUUAUAGUCACCAACUUUGGCACUGGUUUAAUAAAAACUUUAAAUAAUUUGUUUUUUUGUGUAUUAGGUUUGAAAUUUAAUGACCAACAUUCUCUGAAUCCGAACCUUGUUAGCAUUAUUUAAUCAAUGACGCUACAGUCACUGUCCCAAGUCAUUAGCCAAAAAACACGCUUUGAAUGAAGGAUUGUUAUGGAUCAGCCACACCUUUACCCUAAUCACAAUCAUUGUAUAGGCCCCUACUGUAAUGUAUUGUGUUGGACUAUUUGGCCAUCAGCCUGUACUGAAACCAAAUAUUUGAUGUCAUUAUUUCUCUCCAGAGUACUUGUCAAACAUUUGCCAAGUCCCAGCAAUGAACCACAAUUAGCACAAACAGACAUGUUCUUAAUGACUACAUAUUUUGCCCCUCGAAAUGUGGAGGUUUAUGUGAAGCAAUGAAGGAAAUGGCAUUAUGCAGUUGUAGAAAGUAGAUUCUGAUUAAUUUUAUUGGUUUGUGGGAUCCGUGUUGUUUUGAUUCAGUUACCUUUUAUGCGAUUGUUGUCUCGUUUUCACCCAAAGCGUAUACUGUAUGUUGGUGUCAGAUCUACUUCUUGCACUAUUCCAUCUGAGAUUAUUAAUCCCACUACACAGAUUCCUCCUCCCCCAUAUUUUUGCACAUCCCAUGACCCACUACCAACCCCUACUGUAAAACUAGAGAAUCUAUUUGGUGCAAUACAAACCCAGAUGUUUUAUCAGUAUGUCAUAAUUAUUUUAUUGCUGACAGACAGAAUGGAUGUACACAAGUACCAAUGGCUUGGGAUGUCACUUCAGUCGUUUCCAUCGCCAUGUAAUGUGAUCUCAAAGGAUAUUGCUAUACAAACUGCCCCACCCCCACCUGCUUUGUCCCCCUCAGUGAAGCAGAACAUUAACAGAUUUUUAAUUAUUAUAGCAGAAAAUUGUUUUUAUCAUAAAUGUACUAGCAUUAUUUACUGUUUGUAUGCAGGUGGGAGAUGUGUUGCUGUUUAGAGUUCCCUUUUUUUUUUUCAAGUUGCAGCAAGAGACGCCUACCUCCACUUGGGCUCAGCUCGGCCUACUGCUCUUUUGCUUAUCAACUGCGCGAUAGACGAGGCCAGAGAGUUGAUCGGUAAACACUAAUCUUGGAUCAAUAUCGUGUUCCCUCGCUUUCUGUUUUCGAGGGCAGGUUGAUCCGCGAUGUCUGGCUGUAGGUCAAAACUUAAACCCGUAGUGUGUAUUGUGUGCCUGACUGCUCCUGUAUGUAUGUAUGUAUGUCACUACGGUUGCCAUUUCAACAUGAGGGAGGUGAGGUGGCCCAGUCUUGUGACAAAUAAUCCUCUGUUGAAGAACCUGGUGCUAAACAUCUGUUGUAUAUUUUCUUUAUCAUGUGUUUUUAUACUGUCCUUCACAGAUGCAAUAAAGAGGUGUCUGUGAUUGGAACAAUAAAGAUCCUUUUAAAAUA